UUUUUUUUGUUUCACUUUUUUAGGCAUAGUUUUAGGGCAAAGGUUGUUUUUUAUAAAACUUAAAUUUCAAUUACAGAAAUUAUUAUAAUUAAAAGUGCUAAAAUAACUUUUAAAUAAACGCUUCGAACCUGUGGAUAGUAGGUUCAAACCAAGCACAGUAAGACAGUAUUACACUUAAGCAAAUAACAUCAUAUAAAUGAUUGGAGUUGUACUGGUUAAGACAAUAGUCAUUCGUUGCCAUGGAUCCUGUGAACAUCGAUAGAUCCUAUGGUGUAGAAUACAUUCCUCAAAGAGGUAGCAGCCUAGGCCUUGAACCUUCUACGUUAAUAUCCAUGCUGGCGUUCCUAGCUUUUCUCCUUCACGCUCUUAUCAUUUUGCUCAUACCGACUUUGAAAUCGUUUUUCGCCGGGCCCUUGUUCAACAACCAUGGAUACGGCGGCGGCGGUUCGUUCAACGGUGGUGGAUACGGCAACGGACUGGCCGGCGGUGGAUUCAACGGUGGCGGUUUUGGCGGCGGUCCCGGGUUCGGCACUGGCGGCUUUGGCGGAAGUUUCGGCUAUGGAGCAAUACCGUCCAUCCUGGGCGGUGUCAACGGCAUAUUGGGCACGGGACUGUUGGGCACGACCGGUUUGCUGGGCACCGGAUUGUCCGGACUGUUCGGACCCGGCGUGGCCGCGGGCAGCCUUUUGGGAGCAGGACUAGGCGGAACGGCCGGAGCGGGAACAGGAGCAGCCGGUUUAGGAACGCCCAAAUUUCGUUUAAAGAGCCGCAUGGAUAACGAGGUAAUAAAACCUGAUACUGAGGACACGGCCGGGAUAGGACGGGCCUUAAUGGCAAAUAAUAUAGCGACAAAAUGUUAUUUUUUAUUUUGUUUUCCUAGACAACUAAAAUACAAUAACAACAAUGACUUAUUGUUUCGCCGAAUAAGAAAAAAAACUGGAUCAAGUAUAAUAAAAAUAAAAAAUAUUUACCGGAUCACGUCAAACUUACACUAG
This is a messenger RNA of Adelges cooleyi (spruce gall adelgid), 995 nucleotides long. Its product is annotated as acanthoscurrin-1-like. Lineage: Eukaryota; Metazoa; Arthropoda; Insecta; Hemiptera; Adelgidae. The record is from RefSeq and is a predicted model, not a curated record. The coding region runs from base 240 to 995 and encodes 251 amino acids. The transcript has 6 exons.